Polypterus senegalus (gray bichir) is the source of this 1182-nucleotide messenger RNA. Its product is annotated as magnesium transporter protein 1-like. Bases 56 to 1045 code for a protein of 329 amino acids. Lineage: Eukaryota; Metazoa; Chordata; Cladistia; Polypteriformes; Polypteridae. Gene Ontology annotation, cellular component: oligosaccharyltransferase complex. The record is from RefSeq and is a predicted model, not a curated record. The transcript is spliced from 10 exons.
UGUCCUACAAAACGUUAGUUGCCAAUCGUUGUGUAUUUUUGGGAGCAGUGAAAUCAUGCGUCUUCAUAAAGUCUGUAUAGUAUUCUUACUUUUUAUGAUUCUUUAUGGCAUACCUUCAGAUGGACAGAAGAAAAAAGAGAUGCUUUUGUCUGAAAAAGUUGGACAACUGAUGGACUGGGCCAGUAAAAGAGCUGUAAUUCGUAUGAAUGGAGAUAAAUUUCGACGUUUAGUGAAAGCUCCACCAAGGAAUUACUCUGUCGUUGUGAUGUUUACAGCACUGCAGCCUCAAAGACAAUGUGUUGUUUGCAAGCAGGCAGAUGAAGAAUACCAGAUUUUGGCAAAUUCAUGGCGUUAUUCCAGUGCUUUCACUAAUAAGAUAUUUUUUGCUGCAGUGGAUUUUGAUGAAGGUUCAGAUGUUUUCCAUAUGAUGAAUAUGAAUUCUGCUCCAACAUUUAUGCAUUUCCCAUCCAAAGGGAAGCCAAAAAGAGCUGACACCUAUGACCUUCCAGUCCGAGGUUUUGCUGCAGAGCAAUUGGCAAGGUGGAUUGCAGACAGAACUGAUGUUGUCAUUCGUGUAAUUAGGCCACCAAACUAUGCUGGCCCUCUCAUGUUGGGCUUUCUUCUCGCUGUUAUUGGAGGGCUGGUCUAUUUGAGAAGGAAUAACCUUGAUUUUCUGUAUAAUCGAAAUGCUUGGGCAUUUGCUGCUUUGUGUUUUGUACUUAUUAUGACUUCUGGACAGAUGUGGAACCACAUCCGUGGACCUCCAUAUGCACACAAGAACCCAAAUACAGGACAAGUGAGUUACAUCCAUGGAAGCAGUCAAGCACAGUUUGUUGCAGAAACGCACAUUGUUUUGUUGUUCAAUGCUGCUGUUACCUUGGGAAUGGUACUUUUACAUGAAGCAGCAACAUCAGAUAUGGAAAUUGGGAAACGGAAGAUAAUGUGUGUUGCUGGAAUAGGACUAGUUGUUUUUUUCUAUAGCUGGUUAUUGUCUAUCUUUAAAGCCAAGUAUCAUGGAUACCCGUAUAGUUUACUUAUAGGUUAAACGGAGCCCUCGUUUACAUAGGUGUACUGGUUUAUAUACCCUGAACGAUGAAGAUGUGCAUCAUCUCUUCCAGAUAAAGAGGACUUUGUUUUCCUAUUGCUACCUCCUAAGUUGUGUGAUAGAAUUGACCAAUCAAA